Molecule: messenger RNA, 4647 nt
Organism: Lytechinus pictus (painted urchin)
Lineage: Eukaryota; Metazoa; Echinodermata; Echinoidea; Temnopleuroida; Toxopneustidae
Product: peroxisomal membrane protein PEX13-like
Exons: 4
Coding region: 96-1544 (482 amino acids)
Biological process (GO): protein import into peroxisome matrix, docking
Cellular component (GO): peroxisome; peroxisomal importomer complex; peroxisomal membrane
Molecular function (GO): protein binding
Source: RefSeq, a predicted model, not a curated record
GAUCGAGAGCUAGAUAUAUAAGAUCGAGGCCAUGACCCGUCGCGUCAUGACGUAAUACAAAUUCUAACUAGCAGAUUUUAAUAGCAGAUUUAGCAAUGGCCGCUCCGCCGAAACCAUGGGAGAAAAGAGGCUCAAUAAAUCCUUCUUUAGGAUAUCCAGCCGACCAAGCAAUGCUCAACCAGCAUGUCAACCAAAGGUCAACCACAGGCUUACCAAAUACCCAGAGGAACUACCACUCUCCAGCAUCUGUGCAGCGAACACCCCCACCACUUCCCACCAGACCUAGCCAACAAAGCUCUCUCAUGUCAGGUAGUAUGGUGAAUCGCUAUGGGUAUGGAGGCUCAUAUGGAGGGAUGGGGAUGGGGUCUUAUGGGGGAGGAAUGUAUGGAGGAUACGGUGGGAUGUAUGGUGGAUCUGGAGGAGGCAUGUAUGGUGGUAUGGGGUAUGGCAGAGGGAUGGGCGCGGGUAACGAGCCAUACAGUCGAUUUGUUCAGCAAGCAGAAGAAAGCAGCAGACCUGCCUUUCAGUCGAUAGAGAGUAUCGUCCAAGCGUUUGCAUCCGUCAGCAUGAUGCUCGAGUCUACCUUCCAAACGGUAUACAACAGCUUCAGAGCUGUCCUUGGUGUUGCUGAACACUUCUCCCGUCUGAAGAUUCAUCUUGCAAAGAUCUUCUCCGCCAUAGCCCUCUUCAGGUUCCUGCGGUACAUCUACAGGAAGUUACUGGUUCUGUUAGGGUUAAGGACUCAUGAGUUUGCAGAGGAAAUAUGGUUGGAAGCAGAAAGCCAAGCAGCGGAAGGAGCAGUGUCAUUGAUGCCAUCCGGAGGGAAGCAGAAGAGAGCGCCCUCAUGGCCAAUCUUCAUGUUCUUUGCUGUAGUUGUUGGAGGUCCUUACAUCAUCUGGAAACUACUGUCUUCAAGUGAAGAAGAACCAGAGGAAUGUCCUGACUGGGCUACAGGUGAAGAGGAUCAUGUAGUUGGAAGAGCAGAGUAUGAUUUUGAUGGUGAUUCGGAGAAAGAGCUCUCAUUUCACAGUGGAGAUGUUCUCAACUUGGCACCUAAAGAUCAACAACCCAAGGUCCGUGGCUGGUUACUAGCCAGCAAAGGUGGUGAGAAGAUCGGCCUUGUUCCUGCCAACUAUGUCAAGAUCUUGGGAAAACGCAGAGGUCGCAAGUACGCACCGAACACACAGGAAGGGAAUCCUUUAAACUCAAGUCAGUCGAUGCCUCACUUACCAGUAAACCAACCAUCCAUCUCAGCCUCUGGGUCACCGGGUAAAGCGAUGACUGCAGGUAAUCUUCAAAGCAGCCAAAGUUCUACUGACUUUGGACAUGCCUUCAAUGCCUCCUCAACUCCUGGUGACAUGGAGAGUGGUUUCCUAGCAGGGCAGAGCUCUAAUGAGCUUGGGGAGGAUUUUGUUUUCAGGUCCGACAAUGUGAACAAUUCAAACUCUUCGUCUGCCGACCUUCAGCAAGAUUUUGCCGGCUUUGAUAAAACAUUCUCUUCAGGAUCUGAGCCAAAAGAACCAGGAGCAGUAGAAAAACACUGACAUAUAUUGAUAUAAGGUGAUUAAAUAUGAGAAAAAUAUUGACAUUCAUGAACUAGUGAUGUUGCAUUUCGCACAUUUCUAUUGAGGAAUUGUUAAGAUCAUUACCGUUAAUACUCAUCACUUGAUGUGAACAACUUGGAGUUAGAAGAUUAGAAUCUAUGUUGACUGUCCCUGUGAGUGUGCAGUCACCCCUAUCCAUAGUCAUAAGGAAAUCAUGUACAGUGGAUGGUCAUACUUCUCGUUUCAGGAAAUAUUUUCUUUAACGUCCCAUUUGGCUUUCUGCGGUAUUUAACUUCGUAUACGAGUAGUACCACUCAUGUUUUUUCUAAACAACCCUCUGGAAUCCGUAACAUAAAGCUUUGUGAUUGAUCAUGGGCCAGAUUUACAUUGUUCAUGCACAAUGAUCAGUACAAUCAUUAGUAAUAAUAUUCCACUGAAAUUAUAUAGCGCUUAAUACAUUGGAACAACGUCUCAAGGCACUUUUUACAGAUACAUUUUUAGCCCGGUCAUCGGAUCCUGACAAGACCGCAUACAAUGUAUGCAUCUUCUCCACAGUGACUCCCUGGGGAGCAUUUCAACAAGGAGUUCCAAGACUUGAUUGCUAGGCAUACUACAUAGGCUUUCGCAUCCUACCGGGUACCCAUUUAACACCUGGAUCGAGAGUGGCAAAUUGUGGAAUGAAGCCUUGCCAUGGUGGUAUUCGAACACACGACCCUUUGUUUGCAAGGCGAGAGUCAGAACCGAAUUGUAGAACCCAGCCCUAUGGUUGGUCACUAUAUAAGCUUUACAUGUACGGUACGUUAUGGGUUCCUGACCCAUAAACAUGAAACUUUUCAUGUUAUCAAUUAUUAAUACAAGUUUUAUUAUACUCGUGCAACAAAACUCUUAUUCAAGAUUAUGUUGAACCCAGAGAAAGGUUUUCUCCCUUCUGGGCCCUGUAAUGAUGGGGCUGAUUUCCCAUCGAUUGCAUUGGUUAUUGCAUAUGAUCAAUUGUAAAAUCAGCUCCACACUCUAUCGCAUAGCUUUGUGUUACGGGGCCCCCGGCCGAAGUGACAAACCAUACCAAAUACAGUGCUAUUGAUCAUGGUUAAUACACAAAAGCUCAAUAUUUUUUGUAAACAUACUUCUGACAAGAGGAGGUUUGAAGUCCUGAUACACAGAUGUACACCAAUCCUAAUCAAAUGUUCUGGAUUACCACAGGGAAAAGCUAACUACAGGUAAACUACGUCGACGACCUAUAUAAAAAUAAAUAUGCGCCCAAGUGAAAGUAAUACUGUACCUCUUCUAAGUCAGAUUUCUCCAAAAGCUUACAGAUCCCAAAAUAUUCAACUUCUGGCAAAGUUAAUUUUGUUUAUCAUAAUAUAUCCCUGAUUACACAAUGUCAGUAUAGGGGAAAAACCAGACGUCCUUGUGAUAUAAAAUAACGCAGUAAUGCUAACCGUUCAGUUUUUAACAAAAUUGUCCGGGUUUUGAAGUUUUUAUUCCCCUAAAAAAUGCACGUUCAGAUUCUGUAUGGAUUUUGGUGCAUAUAUUAGUGUGUCAAUUAUCUUUUUUUAACAUAUCCAAAUAUCCAUGUCUGUAUUCUGAUUGAGCAAAUUAGAACACACUCAGGUGCAGUAAUUCUUGAGGCUGAAUCUUUUCCUCAAGGUAUGAAAAAGAUUGUACAAUUGUAAAUCCAAAAAUGCAUAAGCUCCCUACCGUGGGAGGGGGACAACUUCCUCCCAUACCCACCCCCUCCCUCGGAUGCUCCGCUCCCUUGUAACAAUUAGUUCAGUUUUCUGCUUUUCAAAUGUUGGUGAGUCUGAUAACGUUGAUUACAGAGUUUGGUUCUAUCAAUUUCAAACAGGACAUAAGCUUGGAAGAGGAAUGGUGCAAUCAUGAUUUAAUUGUUUACGUAAGAUCUUUUAUUUGUACUGGAUUAUAGUUUGCUCUUGUGUCUCGAGACACAUAACUCAUUACUGGUUCAACAUUCAAAGUUAUUAAUGUGUACAAAGUGAGCUCAGAAUUAUACAGAAGCCCCUUCUCAUAAAAAAUUGUAACUGUAGCAUCAAUGGUAACUUUAACGUAUGUAUAGCCACCCCUUUUCUCAUUUAUACCCAUGUUUUAUAUAAAGUAAUCAAGUUGUGUUAAUGGCAAAACUUGAUAUUAAGGUAUUGCUUGGAUAAAAUGGUUUUCCACACGUAUUACAACACACAUGUAUGCUUAUAGUCAUUCAGGCAUGAUAGCCUCUUAGUUUUAUCAAGCUACCAUUUAUUAUAUUUAAUCUGCCAUGCAUGAAUGAAUUGAGUAUUUGGUAAAAAAAUAUAAAAAAACAGGAUUUUACUCUUACUAGGCGGUGCUGCACCAGCCCGAGUUAGCUCAAUCUCGAGAUUCAAGAAACCUCAUCUCCACCAGCGAUAAGCAGAGCAAUUCUUGCUCGAGUGAGGCUUUGAUGCGUUAUGGUCUGACGCCGUGAAUAGAUAAUCCAGAGGUGAAUCUCAAGUGCGUCUGCACCUGCGAAUUAGCGGGAUAAUUCGAAAAUAGUGCGCUAUUUUGCAAAUAAUCCUAAGUUGACUUAGGAUUGCAAUCUCGAGAUUAAUCCAGCGAACUAUUGCGAUGAUUGCAUCACCAUUACAAAUAAUCUCAAGAUCGUUCAGAUCAGGAAAAUCUGCCGGAUCAGAAAUAGCGCGAUCAGUUUAAAACUCAGGCUGGUGCAGAUGGCCCUUCUGAAAGUGUCAGUUUGAUGACAGAUCUUAUUCUGAAAACAAGUUGCCCUUUUUCCUAGGACAGAAUGUUUAAUUCAUUUUAGGUAAAUCUUUGUGGCAAGACAUUACCUUCUCUCAAAUUGAUAUGAAUCCUUUAAAGGAAAAUGAAACCCAAAAUCAAAUGCCACAUAAUAUCAUUUAUACAAGCACGAUGAUCAAAAUAAUCCACUUUAUACAAAUGUAUAUAUACACCAAUCCAAUUUCACGGUAUGGAGUACAUGCACCACCUCUUCUAUUAAAGUUAAGCUUCUUCAGGUUCAAAGUCUCUGGAUGGAGGUCGCUAUAUUUGUGGGGUUAGUUCAAAAUUAAAAAAGUUCAAAAAUCUAAGUAGCUAUGUACAUUUUAGAUUCCAUUUCACC